Hippocampus comes (tiger tail seahorse) is the source of this 475-nucleotide messenger RNA. Its product is annotated as annexin A13-like. Gene Ontology annotation, molecular function: calcium ion binding; calcium-dependent phospholipid binding; phosphatidylserine binding. Gene Ontology annotation, cellular component: nucleus; vesicle membrane; cytoplasm. The transcript has 4 exons. The annotation marks the transcript as partial. The record is from RefSeq and is a predicted model, not a curated record. Lineage: Eukaryota; Metazoa; Chordata; Actinopteri; Syngnathiformes; Syngnathidae.
UUGGAGGAGGUCCUGAAAAAGGAGCUGACCGGCAGCUUUGAGAACGCCAUCAUGGCCAUGUUGGACCCUCCCAACGUCUACUUCGCCAAGGAGCUGGGGAAGGCCAUGAAGGGGGCGGGCACGGAUGAAGCCGUGCUGGUGGAGAUCCUGUGCACGGCCACCAACGAGGACAUUAUCAGUUACAAAGAGGCCUAUGCCCAGGUGCAUGAACGUGACCUGGAAGCUGACAUCGAAGACGACACCAGUGGCGACGUGAGGAACCUCCUGAUCUCACUCCUGCAGGCGAGCAGAGACGAGGGCUACGAGGUGGAUGAGGGCUUAGCCGAACAGGACGCCGCGUCUUUGUUUGAGGUACGUUUUGAAACGCGUUAAGAAUAAGCGGCUCACUUUGAAUCUAUUAUCUUCGAGUCUUGCUGCACGUGAGCUCAGGAUGGUUGGUAAACCUUUCUUCCAAUACAGAUUAGGUCUUGCUGCU